CAUUCUCCACCAGAAAGACACCUCAUCACUUUAGAAAACGUAUCGAUGUAGCAGUAGACAGACAGGCACCUCUCGAUUGGAAAAAAAAUACUAAAGCUUUCUGCACAAAAUUCCAUUUUUCCUUUUCUCUUUUGAUGCCUUGGAGAUUUUCACAAUUACCGAUCACUUUCUUUUUCUGCUCCCUUUGAAUAACAUACCAACUGCUGAUCAGAUACCCAUUGUUUUGCUUUUCAAUUUGCCUAUAUUUGGUUAACAAAAUUUCUGUAUUCACAGAUGCAGAUGGGUUUUGAGCAAUCAUGGAUGUUUCUAGGAUGUUUGAGGCUUGAAGUUUGCUGAUCAUAUAAAAUCUACCUGAGCUAUUAAAUCUUCCCUUUCUGCAAAUCUUGGGCACUGCAAACGCUGGCAGUGCCCAUGGACACUAAAACGAGUGGCACUCCAAGUAUUCAAUACCAGAACAUUCCUGAUCAGCCAAUUACUGCUAUUGUGGUUGCUCCUGUACCAACAUUUCAAAGAAAUCAACGACAUUGCUUUGGGGACUCCACCCCAGGAGAAUUUCCCUUGGCUGCCAAUCCCUCAAUUGUACUUCAUGUUCUGACAACAAGUAAUCUAGAUCCUCAAGAUCUUGCAAAACUAGAGGCAACCUGCUCAUUCUUUAGGCAGCCAGCAAACUUUGCCCCUGACUAUGAAUUGUCCAUAUCGGAGCUUGCUGCUCUGGACAUGUGCCAAAAGAGAGCUAUAUUUAAGCAAAUGAAUGAAGAAGAAUGUCAAGAGUUGAAGAAAAGAUGUGGGGGCUCAUGGAAACUGGUUCUGAGGUUUUUGCUGGCUGGAGAAGCAUGUUGCAGGAGGGAGAAGUCACAGGCAAUAGCAGGGCCUGGUCACAGUAUUGCUGUAACAUCAAAAGGUGUGGUUUACACAUUUGGUUGUAAUACCUCUGGACAGCUUGGCCAUGGCACCACCAAGGAAGAAUGCCGGCCUCGGCCAAUCAGAUCUCUGCAGGGCAUUCGAAUUAUCCAAGCAGCUGCUGGGGCUAGCCGUACAAUGCUGAUUAGUGAUGCUGGGCAAGUUUAUGCUUUUGGAAAGGACUCCUUUGGUGAAGCUGAGUUUGGUGGCCAAGGAACUAAAACGGUUGCAACUCCACAGCUGGUUGAGUCAUUAAAAAAUAUAUUUGUAGUUCAAGCUGCAAUUGGAAACUUCUUCACGGCUGUAUUGUCAAGAGAAGGGAGGAUUUAUACGUUCUCUUGGGGAAAUAAUGCUAGACUGGGUCAUCAAACUGAGCCAACAGAUAUGGAGCCUCAGCCUUUGUUGGGAGCACUGGAGAACAUACCAGUCGUUCAAAUUGCAGCUGGAUACUGUUACCUUCUUGCUCUGGCUUGUCAACCAAGUGGCAUGUCAGUGUACUCUGUUGGGUGUGGCUUGGGUGGGAAGCUUGGACAUGGUUCCAGAACUGAUGAGAAGCAUCCUCGACUGAUUGAACAGUUUCAGCAUUUGAAUAUGCAACCAAUGGUGGUUGCAGCUGGUGUCUGGCAUGCUGCUGUGGUGGGUCAGGAUGGACGUGUUUGCACAUGGGGUUGGGGACGUUAUGGAUGCUUGGGACAUGGAAAUGAAGAAUGUGAAUCUGUUCCUAAGGUGGUGGAAGCUUUGAAUCACGUCAAAGCAGUGCAUGUUGCUACCGGAGAUUACACAACCUUUGUGGUCACAGAUGAUGGCGAUGUAUAUUCAUUUGGUUGUGGCGAAUCUGCAAGUCUUGGACACAAUGCUUUAGCAGCUGAAGGACAGGAAAAUAGACAUGCUAAUGUGUUAACUCCGGAGUUAGUAACAUCGUUGAAGCAAACAAAUGAUCGGGUAGUACAGAUUAGUCUUACCAAUUCUAUAUUCUGGAAUGCCCACACCUUUGCACUUACAGAAUCAGGGAAGCUAUACGCAUUUGGCUCUGGAGACAAGGGGCAGCUAGGUGCAGAACUAGUUAACAAUCAAACUGAAAGGGGGAACCCCGAGCGGGUUGAAAUUGAUCUCAGUUAGCAAUCCACUUCUCAGUGGCAACAAUGGUAACGCUGACUUAUUGGUGUGGACCUACUGUUUUCAGUAUUCAAACCUUCCAAGUUUCAACGGGAAUACUUGCCUUUAGAGGAUUUGAUAGUUACAUUAAUAGAUGCUCAGAAGCUUAAUUUGAUCAAAGUACAUAGGAAACACAAAAACCUUCGCCUUCCACUGCUCUAUGAAAGCAAUCACUUGAUUCGUGAAGGAAUUGACAAGACAAAAUUGGGGUUGCCCGUGACACAAGCCAAGUUAAUAAGCUGGCGACCCUCAGCAAGUAUGGUGAGGCUGUGUUUGUUUAUGGGGAUACGUAUUUGUCCUUCUGGGGCUUAAUAUUUGAUUCUCUCAAUGCCAGGGUAAUUAAGACCUUGUAUGUCAAUCUGAGUUUCAAAAUGGGUAAUGUUACAAACAAUAGCAUAGUUCUUCAUCUUCUUCAGGAGGUGAAUCAUGAUUAUGUCUCGGACAAAGAUGGCUUCGUAGUCGACACCAUCUAAUGUUAGAAAGGAAUGUCUUCUAUAACAGGCCUGGAGAGCUUGAUACACAGAAGAAAAGCUCUUUAUUCCUUUGAUCUUGGGAAAGAGCAUAACUUAGAAAAAAAAAAAAAAAAGCGCAUAUUUGAAGGGGUAUCUAAGGCUGCAUGUGCAUGCAUGCAUUUACGUCUUUAAAUGGCUCAUGGGAUCCUUUCACUUUCAGAAUUUGGUUACAAUAAUAUAUGUUAUAUAUAAUUACCAAAAGCAAACUAUUUAAUCUUCUCUUAA
Mangifera indica (mango) is the source of this 2792-nucleotide messenger RNA. RefSeq names its product ultraviolet-B receptor UVR8-like. The coding region runs from base 412 to 2019 and encodes 535 amino acids. Lineage: Eukaryota; Viridiplantae; Streptophyta; Magnoliopsida; Sapindales; Anacardiaceae. The record is from RefSeq and is a predicted model, not a curated record. The transcript has 8 exons.